GAAAAUAACUUGUUGUGGUAUGAUACGAAUAUGAGAUUUCGUGGGGAAUAUUCCCUUAAUGGAAGGCGUUUCGGGAUUUAUUUUAUUCUCACCACGGGAAGCACAACAACCUUCGUUAAUGGCCUAAACCAUGAGCGUAAUGAUGGAUGACAUGGAGAAUGGAGACCAGACCUUGGACACGGUGAGCUUGCGGACAGAAGGCAGUCAUUUCGGAGACGAUGGAGAAAGCUCUCUGGGCUCUGACUCCGAGGUCAACGGCUUCCCGGGAUACAGAGAGACGGACAAGUACGGCUUUAUCGGAGGAGCACAGAAGUAUUCGGCCGAAUCGUCUGAGGAAGUUCCUCCAGAUGUGUUAAGGCAGAGAGAGCUGAAAUGGUUGGAGAUGCUGAAGGACUGGGACAAAUGGAUCAGCAAGAGAUUCAAGAAGGUGAGGCUGCGAUGUCAGAAAGGAAUCCCUCCAUCGAUGAGAGGCAGAGCCUGGCUUUACCUGUCGGGGGGGAAAGUAAAGAAGGAGCGAAACAGCACAAUGUUCAAGGAGCUGGACAGCAAAGAGGGAGAUCCGAUGUGGAUAGAUGUGAUUGAGAGAGAUUUGCACAGACAGUUCCCUUUCCAUGAGAUGUUUGUGUCACGAGGAGGACACGGACAGCAGGAUCUGUUGCGGGUGCUAAAGGCAUACACACUCUACAGACCUGAUGAAGGUUACUGUCAGGCUCAGGCUCCGAUUGCUGCAGUGCUGCUCAUGCACAUGCCUGCUGAGGAUGCAUUUUGGGGUCUUGUUCAGAUCUGUGAGAAAUACCUUCCCGGUUACUACAGUGCAGGCUUGGAGGCGGUUCAGCUGGACGGAGAGAUCCUGCACGCGUUGUUGAAGCGAGUGUGUCCGAUGGCGUAUCGACACCUGGACAAGCACAAGAUCGAGCCGGUGCUCUACAUGAUGGAGUGGUUCAUGUGCGCCUUCUCCAGGACUCUGCCCUGGGCCUCGGUCCUCAGAGUGUGGGACAUGUUCCUGUGUGACGGAGUGAAGAUUAUAUUCCGUGUAGGCUUGGUGUUGUUGAAGUCCAUGCUGGGAUCUCGGGAUAAGCUGAAGGCCUGUCCUGGUCAGUAUGAGACCAUGGAGGCUCUCCGAGCAAUUGAACCCAAAUACAUGCAGGAGGGGUACUUAGUACACCAGGUUUUAGAAAUGCCGGUCACUGCACGGGAUGUAGAGCGUCAGCACCGCUCACAGUUGAAGCGCUGGAAGAAGAAGCGCGGCGAGCCCACCCGCAAACCCCCUCAGAGAAUGCACAGUGCUCGUGCCAUCAUGGCCAACGAGCCUCAUACACGCCAAGACCUCCGUCAAAAACCUACCAUUAUCGUCAAGUACCCAUCGAUCCCUGAGGAAAUAUCCGAGUCGAGCCUCAGGAAGAAAAGAGGGUCCAUCAAGAAAAACCAACCCCUCAUUCCUAACAUCCCUAACCCCUACGCCCUGCCAAGUGAGUCUAAACUUAAUUCCAUAUUGGAAAUACAGCCUCCGAACAAGGAAAACCAAUAUGUUGCGCUUCCAAAUCCUCCAUCACAUCCACCUCCUCCUACAAAGCAAGAAAAUCAGGUCAGAGCGACGAACGUUUCUACAGAGCGACUCGUGCAGUCGUCCUCGAAUUCCACCCUCAAUCAAAAACCGGCAGGAUCGCUUCCUCUCCUUCAGAAUCUCUCACUCCAACCUCCUCCUGCACACGAAUCAACUCCUGAGUGGCGUCCUCACCUGUUGGACUCUCCUCCUGUCCUAUUUCCAAAACUUCUCCCUGGCUCUGGUCACCUCCCUAAUAAUACAGAAAAGUCUGCCGCCAUCUUGGGUCCACCUACACACUCGAGCCCUCUGCUUAAGCACAACGUACCUGCCAAGGAAGCACCGACUGCUGUGCCCGGGGACAAAAACGGUGCACCACGCAACUCCACAGAGAGCAUCAACAGCUCAGAGGACACCUACUUGUAAAUUUCACCACCCGGUGGCUCGGAAAACCAGGGAGCUGCAGAGGCGGGAGAAAUAUUUACAUUUUUUUUUUUUUUUACAUGCAAUUGCUAAUUUAAGUAAGAGCAGAGGUUCGGUUAUUACAUAACCUGUGAUCAUUUUUUGAAACGAAUGAUUUUUCUUAAAUCAGAUGUACACAGUUCACCCCAGAGGCAGACAAAAUGUCUGAUGCUUGCUUCUGUUUUGCACUCGAUGGUCAGACACCAAACAUGUCGUGGCUCGUUGACUAAAAUUGGGAUGAGGGUGAAAUGGUGCAAAUUUGUCAUUUUUUUUACAUUAAGAAACUGAUAUUUCAUUAUUCACUAUAGAAAGAAACUCGGAUCAGCGGAGUCAGAGAAAGUCCUUUGAACAUACUCCUCAGCGUCUCUCACACACUGCAAGCUUGGUGCAGAGAAUGAUCCACCAGCCUAAAGAAUCUUCUCAUCAGGUUUCCUUUCCAUUAAUGGAUGGUUUGUGAGAGAGCGACUGACAAAUUGCGCAUAGCAGCCGAUGUACUCAGACAUAAAUAUUAAACAAAAUAAAUUCCUGAACGUCUGAGUCCCUGAUGGGAAGUGGAGCAUCACGCUACUUUAAGACCAGCUCUUAACACUGAAAUGCAGAGCGAUAUUGGAGGUUCUGAGGUUUAUGUGUCUGAGUCUCUGCAUCUGAGGCUGCCCGUUUGAGACUCUACCUCUGAAGCUGUGUCUGGGGCUAUAUAUCUGAGGCUCAAUACCCGAGGCUCUGCAUUUGAUGCUGUAUGUCUGAGGAUCCAUGUCUGAGUCUCUGCAUCUGAAAAGCUGCGAGUGUGAGGCUCUGGGUUUGGGGGGCAGUCUGUCUGUCUGAGACUCAGCAUCUCAGGCUUUUUGCUUUCAGUUCCUUACUUAUAUGCUUUAUGUGAUACUAACACGAUUGAGGUCAUUAUUGGACUUCUGUUAAAACUGCACAAUGGGCAUGUGCCAAAAUUCAGUUUUCAUAUCACCUUUUGCAUCGCUACUCUAUUAGGCACAGUACAUGGAACUUCAGAAAAAAUCCUUCUUUAGUCUGUCUGACCUUCUUGAAACUUUUUGUCUUCUACGUGAACUUUCCAAAUGGGAUUAUUACUAUUAUUGGAAGCUCAGCUUAGAAAACAUUGGCCUGCCUACUAGAGGUGGACAAUUCUAAUAAUUUCCUCUUGUUAUUUUAUUGAAUUAUGUCAAAACGGCAUCAUUAGGGUUUCCAAAACAUGGAGCAAACGUGUCUGUUUAAUAAGUUAAGUAAAUUGGUUGACUGUACAGUAUGAUGAUGUCUUAUUUAGUUAUUUUAUACCAGUAUGCCAUAAGAUAAUCGUUAUCUAAUUAAACGUGACUCAAAUGCAAGAUUCAGUAGUGCAACAAUUACAUUCCAACUUAUGUUUCCUCAGAUUUAAGACAUAAUUUUGUCUCAUGUAUGAUAUAUAAUAUAUAUUUUUGCCAUAAUCUUUCUCUGCUGCUAUCAAGAGCGUCUGUUUCUGACCCAAAUGCAGAGCGUGUUGAUCUUGUGUGUUAAACAGUGUGAUGUGUUGUGGAAUUGAAUAUUGGCACAUGUCUACUGAAUAGAAUCUUCUACGUGUGACGGUUUACUCCGGUGUACUCUUGAGAAAAGGGAGAAACCCGGGAAUGUGUUUCUUGCUUCAGCUACUAGAGGGCAGACUUCUUCCAAAUAAAAUGUGCACGCUGUCCACAAAAUACUCUAAAGUGCCUGAGGAGUCAUUCCUCGUUACAGACUUUAGAAGGGAAACUUCAUCAACUACCCACGGAUUCGCUCUUGAACGAAUCUCAUACGAACGCUUUGUUUAUGUUACACUCAUGCACGUGUGUUCUUUUGGCAGAUUUUUUUUUCCCCUUUAUUCAAAGCAGUCACCGUUUCUUUGGGUUUGUGUUUCCCACCCUUCUUCCAUUAUGCAACACAACAAUCCUGUACAAUCGCUACAUCAUUUUUUUUCAAUGAAAUAUCUGCUCUACACACUAUAUUGCCAAAAGUUUUGGGACACCCCUUCAAA
Hemibagrus wyckioides is the source of this 4001-nucleotide messenger RNA. It is a transcript of the gene tbc1d10aa, whose product is annotated as TBC1 domain family, member 10Aa. The transcript is spliced from 10 exons. Lineage: Eukaryota; Metazoa; Chordata; Actinopteri; Siluriformes; Bagridae. Bases 131 to 1969 code for a protein of 612 amino acids. The record is from RefSeq and is a predicted model, not a curated record.